This is a messenger RNA of Urocitellus parryii (Arctic ground squirrel), 5601 nucleotides long. It is a transcript of the gene Cobl, whose product is annotated as cordon-bleu WH2 repeat protein. Gene Ontology annotation, biological process: actin filament network formation; actin filament polymerization. Gene Ontology annotation, molecular function: actin monomer binding. Gene Ontology annotation, cellular component: plasma membrane; terminal web; actin filament. The record is from RefSeq and is a predicted model, not a curated record. NCBI's taxonomy places the organism in Eukaryota, Metazoa, Chordata, Mammalia, Rodentia, Sciuridae.
UGUGCUAGAUGCUAGCAACCUGGCCUUCUGUGAGGAGGGAGAAGUACAGAGGCAGGGUUUCYUUUGUGUGGUGCAUGUGAUGUUGCUAUGGGAGAGACAAGACCAGAGGGUGGGGCACCCAUACCUCAUCGGAGGCCACUGCUGGGGGAAGUAUGCUGGAGCUUGGACAGGAGGUCUGGAUGCACAGGCAGAGAGAGGCGCUUGCUUGACAGCAGRAGGAAGAUGAAGGCUCGUGCUCCCCCACCUCCUGGAAAGCCUGUUCCUCUGAAUGUUCAUGGGGAUCAAAGACCUCCCUGUGAUGCAGCCCUCAGCUCACAGCAGAAUCUGAUCCACAUGAAGGAGGCACUGCGAAACAGUACUCUGGACAUCACUGUAGUUCUUCCCAGUGGGCUGGAGAAGCAGAGUGUGGUCAAUGGAAGCCAUGCAAUGAUGGACCUAUUGGUUGAACUUUGCCUUCAGAAUCACCUGAAUCCUUCCCACCAUGCCCUUGAGAUCCGGUCUUCAGAAACCCAACAGCCUUUGAGUUUUAAGCCAAAUACUUUGGUUGGAACCUUGAAUGUGCACACUGUGUUUCUGAAAGAAAAAGUUCCUGAAGAAAAGGUGAAGCCUGGCCCACCUAAGGUGCCUGAGAAAUCUGUGCGUUUGGUAGUGAAUUACCUUCGAACACAAAAAGCUGUUGUGCGGGUGAGCCCAGAUGUGCCACUCCAGAAUAUUCUGCCAGUCAUUUGUGCAAAGUGUGAGGUCAGCCCAGAUCACGUGAUUCUGCUGAGGGACAAUGUUGCCGGAGAGGAACUGGAGCUAUCCAAGUCCUUGAAUGAGUUGGGGAUAAAGGAACUUUAUGCCUGGGACAAUAGAAGAGUUCUUCUGACCAAAACUCAGUCCGAGCCUUCCCUGAGUUUCAGAGAAACAUUUAGAAAAUCAUCACUUGGCAAUGAUGAGACAGAUGAGAAGAAAAAAUUUCUGGGAUUUUUCAAAGUUAAUAAAAGAAGCAGUAGCAAGGCUGAGCAGCUUGGGCAGUCAGGCCUUGACAGCGAUGAGGACACCUCGAAGUUGGCUUCAGGAAGGGGCAUGAAUGGCUGCUUAACAACACCCAACUCCCCAUCAGUGCAUUCGCGUUCCCUCACGCUGGGUCCAUCCCUCUCCCUGAGCAACAUCUCUGGGGUGUCUGUGAAGUCGGAGAUGAAGAAGCGCAGAGCCCCUCCUCCUCCAAGGGCGGGGCCACCGGUUCAAGACAAGACAUCUGAAAAGAUGUCUCUGGGCUCACAGGUUGAUUUGCAGAAGAAGAAGCGGCGGGCACCAGCUCCACCUCCACCUCCACCUCCACCACAGCCACCAUCACCAAGUCCCCUGCCACAGCCACCUCCACCAAGUCCCCUGGUCCCCAACCGCAGGGAGGAAAAGGAGGAGAACAGGAAGAGCACAGUAGGUGUUGGACGGCAGGUACCACAAAAGCCUCCCAGAGGCACUGCUCGAGGCCCACCUCAGCUAGUGCUUCCCCCGCCCCCGCCAUAUCCUCCUCCUGAUACAGAUGUAGCGGAGCCUCUCAGCUUGCCCGGGGAAGGUGCUGGUUCCGAGGCCUCAGAACUGAGACCCAAACUGAGCCUGCCCCUGGGUCCCAGCAGUCACUGCAGUGGGGAUGGAGUCCCACUGGUGCCAUCAGAAGCUGAGGAGACUGUGUCCGUUGGCAGCUGUUUUGCAUCAGAGGACACGACCGAGGACUCCGGGGUGAUGAGCUCCCCCUCGGAUAUCAUCUCUCUGGAUUCACAACAUGACAGCUUGAAGUCCAAGGAUAAAUGGGCCACAGACCAAGAAGACUGCAGUGAACAGGACCUCACGGGAACCCCAGAACUGGGCCCCCAAAAGAGCUCCUCCUGGGAGAGAAAUGGCUGUGGGAACUCACAUCUGAGAUCUGAGAAAGCUAUAAUCGUCUUAAAUAAUGAUGAAGAACUAUUCAUUACUGGACAAUUCCAUAAGACCUUGGCAGAACUUGAUGAAGACCUAGAAGAAAUGGAAGAGAGUUAUGAAACAGACACUAGCUCACUAACCAGCUCCACAAAUGGUGUGACCCACCACAGUAUGCAGGAUGCCAUCAUCCCCAACAGUGACGCAGAUUCCAUCCCAGUGACGUUCAUUGGGGAAGUUUCAGAUGAUCCUGUAGAUUCAGGACUGUUUUCCAAUAGAAACAACAAUGCUGGUUCUUUUGACAUGGGGAGCGUUGCCUGCAGAAGAGACCCCCAGGCCUCAUUUCAGGCUGGGCACAGCCAGCCUCAUGAAAGGAUGAGGGAAGAAGCUCCUGACCCCUACACUCCUUCCUAUGACCUCAGAAAGGAAACCCAAUCCAGUACCUCUCAAGAUGGGAAUUUCGUUGAAAUAGGGCCCAAGGUGACUUCUUUCAUUUCAAAACUUCAAAUAGAUGGCCUAAGUGCAAAGGAGAAAGGGAAAUUGCCUGUUCUAGCUUACAGUGAGACAACACAUCCUGCCCAGAGGGUGAAUUUACAGCCAAAAAGUAAAAAGGAAAGCAACGGAAAAACCACUGUCUCAGCACCACCAUCAUGGUAUCAGCAAGGCCAAACCCCCAGGGGAAGUUACGGACUGAAGUGCGGCCUCACUACCUACAAAAUUGUUCCUCCCAAGUCAGAGAUGAGAUGCUAUGACAGAAAUGUGUCCCUCUCCACGGGCGCCAUUAAGAUCGAUGAGCUGGGGAAUCUGGUGAGCCCCCAUGUGAACAGCAGCAGGACCAUACCCAUCUCAUCGUCUGUUAUUGAAACAGAAGCUCAACCCAUUGGGAAAGUCAAGGAGUUCUGGAGGUGCAGCUCAUUGGAGAAGCAGCUGAACCAGCCCACAGAUUGCUCAGCCAGGAGGAACCCCUCCACCACCACCACCACCAUGCCAGCCAAGCCACAGCCCAAUAACAGACUCCAGGUGGCCCCAACAUUGACUGCACCCCAGCAGCAGGCUGGCCCCCAAGAAUGCAGGACACACCUGGAAGAGGGGAGUAGCCGACCACCCUCCUCAGUCACUUGUCACAUGAAAGUGCCAGCAGCUAACACCACAGAAGUCACAUUCCUCAAACCUCAGAGAAGAACAUCCAGCCAGUAUGUGGCCUCUGCGAUUGCCAAGCGGAUCGGACCUCCCAAAGUUCAUACUGAUGUGGUGAGGCAGCACAAUAAUGUGGAAAAGUGUCAUGUGGGUAGAGCACCACAGCUACCAGGAGAGCCUGUCACUGUGAAGCAUGACACAGCCCCCAACCUGUACUCAGAGGCACGAGGACAUACACAUGAGGCAAAGCAGCCUGGAGUCAGCCUUCCCAGCAAUGCUGGGGGAGAGUCAGCCGCGGGAGCUCAGCCUAGAGGGGAGGUCAGCAGCACAUGUGGGAAGUUGUCUACUCAAGACUGUCCUGCCACUGUCCACAGAAGCUCUUAUUUCCCACUAGUCAGAUCUUCCCAGAAGGAUCAUGUUUCUGUGGGACAGAGCUGUGGUUUCAAUGAAAAGCAAGGCGUGAGUAACCAAAAGACCAGCUCAGCAUCUGACCCUGGGCUCACACUGGACAGGGCACACCCGCCCCCUCCACGCCUGGCAGAUGCUCAGAGCUCCAGCAGGGCACUGGUGAAUGGCUAUACAGGAGCCCCAGACAAAAGCAAGCCUCCUGACUCUCCCAAAGUGCCCAGCACUAGUAGCCACAUUGUCCUAGAAAUGGAACAAAAACCCAAUUCAUUAUCUACAGAUGUGCAUGAAACAGAUGGUACAUUGCCACCCAGCAUUUUUGGGCCAAAGAAAAAAUUUAAACCUGUUGUCCAGAGGCCAGUUCCAAAAGAUACGUCCUUGCACAGCGCCCUGAUGGAAGCUAUCCACUCUGCAGGAGGGAAGGAAAAACUCCGAAAGACUGCAGAACACACUUUGGAGGGAGGGCCAAAGAAACCAUCCUACACGGAGGCAGAGAGCGAGCGAUCAGCCCUGCUUGCCGCCAUCCGCGGGCACAGCGGUGCCCACAGCUUGAGGAAGGUGUCCUCCUCUGCCUCUGAAGAGCUCCAGAGCUUUCGAGAUGCUGCGCUCAAUUCACUGGGUGUGGAAAAUCCUCAGCAAGAAGACCAUGGCCUUCCACCCCCACCAGCCCUGCCACCACCUCCCCCACCGAACUCCCAGGCUCUCUCUGCAUCAAGGACAUCUUCUAGGUUCAGCUCAGGAACACUCAGCAACCCAGUGGAUGCCAGGCAAGCCUUGAUGGAUGCCAUCCGCUCUGGCACAGGGGCUGCAAGAUUGAGAAAGGUGCCCUUGCUYGUGUGAAUCACUGGUAAAAGUCAGAUAAUUGCAGAAACUCACCUAUAAGACACCCCCAAUCAUCACUCAAGGACUCCAUGUGACAAGGAACCUCAAGAUUUGGUGUUAUUUUCUUGUCUACAGGCCAAAAUGCGUGCAGUUGAUUUUCAGUGUUCCUGCAUAAUGGUUCAAAGGAGGAGAAAAUGCUGCUUUGCUAUGCGGCUUGUGUGCCAAGGAAAUGUGUUUUGCCUCUGAAUACUUAAAGUUGCCAAUAAACUAUUCUUGUUGGCAGGUUAAUGGAAAUAUAAAUGCUGGAGCCCAGCACUCACGCUUAAUUAUAUUUUUGAGCACAGUGAAAAGAAUCAUGGCUUAGAUUGAUUUUGGACCUUGGAGACUUUGACUACAUAUAGACAGUUAAAAAUUAUUGAAUUGUUUAAAAUUUUUUGAAUUUUAGAGGAAAAAAAUCCGUAAAUCAAGAGAAACAAUCUGAAUGUUAUAUGCCACAUGAUGCUAUGCAUUUGGGGAGUAAGAAGAGAAUUGGGAGGCUUUUCCAAAGAUAAUUCAUGUUGGGUAAUAAAACGAUUCAAUUUUUAUUCCUCAAGUUUUUGAGGCUGAUACCUCAUAGAAGGUCUUGGGCUGUGAUUGGACCAACUAAGAUUUUAAAAAAUCGACAACUUCCACUAAACUAACAAUCUUACUUGUGUGGAGAGGGCAUUUCUGGGCCCUCAAAGGUAGCAGAUAGAAGGUAUCAGGAUGGUGUUGGAGAGAUGGUCAGUGCCCCAUGUGGACAGACGUUCCCUGGCAGGCUAUGAAGUACAGCAGGCUGCUCCGCAGGGACCUGAGUAUGGAGCCUGGUGAAGUGGCUUGGAACCUUCUGAAAUCCUGCAGAGCACCCAGAAGUGAGGCUGUUAGGUACCUGUGUGUCACAGUUUGGGUCAAAGUUGUGUUUCUGUUUUAAUGAUUUGGAUGUGGUCCUGAUGCUUUUUCCAACAGUUCAGUGGCUGCCCUUGUAUUAUAUUAUAGUCCUCUUGCAGCACACGGUGCUCAGUCACCAGUAUUUAUAAGAAAGUUUAACCACAGCCAUAGUUUUUCACCUAUAUCUCUAAAAUGUUUUGUUAAAUGAAGGAAAACAAGAGAGUAAUAGAUAUCAAGAGGAGUUCAUGAAAUAAAAUCUCUUAGUGAAAAAAACAAAAUAUGAUGAAAUCAUUUUAAUGUUUCAUAACUAUUUCAGAUCCAGGCAUCAGGUAGAAUGGGAACUUUGCGUUGUCUGAUUAAUGUUGCUAAACUUUCUCAGUGAGGCAAGAGCUACCAGCCAAUUGCUCUUAGUCACAGCUGUCCACUAUU